AUAUCAGUGGAAUUUUGACUUUAAACAGUUAGUUUUUUGUUAAAAAUUCUUUUGUUUCAAUAGUUGAUAAAUAAAAAAAAUACUUGUGAAAAUGGAUGUGGAAGGCUACGUGAGAGUUGGACUUGAUUUCGGUGGAGAUUCUUGCAGGGUUUCAGUUGUUGAUAAUAACAACAAGAUUAAUCUUCAUGUUAAUCGGCUUGCAAACAGACAAACUCCCUCAAUUAUUUCAUUUGAUAAAAGGCUUAGGAUUUAUGGAGAAGAAGCUGAAGCCAGGUCAUCAACUUUGUUCAGAAAUACUAUCCCACUACUACCAUAUAUCGUGGGUUUGGGGAAAGAAGAAUUGUUAAAAUACGUGAAGGAACACCGUUAUUUGUUUUUAUCGGACGUUGAUGAGGCCACGGGAUCGUUUAAAGUAACUUUUGACGAUUCUCCUCUACUCGUUCACCCCUUUGAAGCCUACGCUUUCUUUGUAAAUAAACUUCUACAUACUGUUAGAACUCAAUUCAACUGUACAAAUGACAGUAAUGAGAAGAUUAUGCUAUCAAUUGCAGUGCCAACUUACCUUACAGAACAGUUUAAGAAAUCUGUACAAUAUUCUCUUUCAUUACUGAAACUGAAGGAAGUGAAAUUAUUCAAAGAAUCGGAAUGUAUAUUGAAGAGAUGGUCGGAUUCUCAAUUGCCAGACGCAUAUAAUGAGUUUGUAAACUUAAAAGGCACUCAGAACGGUGAAACUGGAGUGAAUCAACGGAUGAGAGUUGUGUUUUUGGAUGUUGGAUUUGUUCAUACAACUUUUUUUGUGGCUGAAAUCGCCUCAGAAGAAUCAACGUUGACAGCCAAAAUUAUCUCAGAAUCGUCAACAGACACUAUAGGAACAUAUCAAGUUUUUGAGGUUUUAUGUGAUUACAUUAAACAGCAAAUUGAAAAGAAUUAUAAUACUAAACUUGAAAUUCCGUCAAGACAGUCAUAUUAUCUAUACAAAUCAUGUGUAAAAUGUGUAAAAGAAUUGAGUGUGUUAAAUGACGUAAAACUAGAUGUUGAAAGAGUAUUACCAAAUGAUGACGAUUUCUCCACUAUUGUCGCCAGACAACAAUUACACUUACUCACACAGCCCAUUCAAAAUGGAUUAAAUAAUUUGAUGAAGGAAGUAAUGAGUAAAGUGGAUGAAGGGGUGGGAUAUUAUUCAUUUGAAAUGUUAGGCGGGGGUUCAAGAAUGCCUUUUAUUAAGGACCUUGCAACGGAAUAUUCAGGCUUAUUGAACUGCGUCAGAGGUGUUAGAACAUCACUUGAUACUACCUCAGCAGUGUCGUACGGGGCUACAAGUCUUUUGGUUAAUUCCAUGGGACAAACAACACAGACUGAGACCACUUACCCAGAUCCAGCUCAUUAUAAUGAAAUGCUAGAACGUGAGAAAUAUGUAAGAAAUGUGGAACAGGAAGAAAUGAAUAAGAUGAUGAUAUUAAAUGAGAUUGAUAAUUACGUGAUAAAGACAAGAAAUGACUUGACAGGUACUUAUAAGCACACAGUUGAUCCAGAAACUAUGGAGAAAAUUGGUGCACUUUUAGAUGGUCUACAGUCAUUCAGUACCCAGUCAAUAAGUGACAAAAGCGUCACUUCAGAAUCGUGUACUAAUUCAUUAUCAAGUGUACAAGAAAAAGUUAAAGAAUUGGCACCAGAUUACCUACUAAAACUUGAAAAAGAUGCUGAACAGAGGUUAAAGGAUCAGAAACUGAGUGAGAGUUUGCCAAUAAAUCAUGUACAAAAGGAAGUUGAUAUGGAUGUUGUGUUGCCAAAUGGGACCUGUAUAAAAAGAGCACAAAAGAAUAAGGAUGAAGGAAAUGAGUUAAUAGGGGCAGGGAACGUAGAACUUGCAAUUCAACACUACAUCAAGGUUAUUCAGUACUGUGCCAAAGUAACUAACCCAAAUCAAGAUGAAAAAACUGUCAUCAAUCAACUCAGAUUAGCAACAAACUUAAAUCUAGCCAUGUGUUACUUGAGAAUGGAUGUACCAGCGAGUUAUAAUAAAGCAGUGUCAUGUUGUACUUCAGCUCUUGAUAUAAGCCCAAAGAACACCAAGGCGUUGUUCAGAAGAGCAGUGGCCUAUGAAAAGUUAAAUGAUUUUGAAAAUUCCCUAAAAGACGCCAAUCAAGGAUUACAACUGGACGCUAAUAAUCAAGAUUUCAAAAUUAUAUGUGAUCGAGUGGAGAAGAAGAUAAAGUUGGAGCUACAAAAGCAGAAGAAAAUGUUCUCUAAAAUGUUUGGUUAAAUGGAUAAUUACAAUAAACUACUCAAGAGGGAUGUAAAGUAUAUGAAAAGAGUUGACCGUUUGGCUAGAAGAGUGAAACAUGUUUUAUUCUUUACACAUCCGGCUUCUUUAAACUCAAGUGUCAGUGAUUUUACAAAGUCAACGUCACUGGAUACCAGAUACAACUCCAACUCGUCCUACUCAUUAAGUUAUAGUGAUUCAAACACCAUUGGAGACAAUUAUGGUUACGGAGAUAAUGAUAGUAUAUCAUAUGAUAAUAAUAUGGUGUACAAUAAUAGUAUAGUAAACAAUAGUGUUGAUAAUAGUGUGGAAUCAGAUGAGUAUGAAACGAUAGAGUAUAAUGAUAUGAAUGUGCCCAUGAUAAUAAAGUCAACAACAGAAUGUAAGCAGGAGUUGAUAUCCAAGAUAAACUUUUCAUACGCAAGCCCAGAACAAGUUAAAACAGUAUACGGUUUAUCUCCUAUUGAUUACAGAAUCAACGCACUAAAACUAGCUCUUGACCAAUUAAACAACUUACCAGUUCAUGACAUUUAAUCUCAUAAUACUAUAAA
Messenger RNA from Theileria parva strain Muguga, 2814 nucleotides. RefSeq names its product Peptidyl-prolyl cis-trans isomerase FKBP62 (gene FKBP62). The transcript has 11 exons. Gene Ontology annotation, cellular component: cytosol; nucleus. The coding region runs from base 92 to 2263 and encodes 723 amino acids. Lineage: Eukaryota; Apicomplexa; Aconoidasida; Piroplasmida; Theileriidae. Gene Ontology annotation, molecular function: ATP binding; ATP-dependent protein folding chaperone; protein binding. The record is from RefSeq and is a predicted model, not a curated record. Gene Ontology annotation, biological process: protein folding.